AUGAAAUUUGGACUGCUUACAGUUGGAAUCGAGAAUAUGUCGUAUGGCAGAGAUCGACGCAAAAGUGUCCCAAACUUUCCAAGGAAAGAAUCAACGCCCGUUGGGAACGUAGCUACCGGACGUAGUAGGAGCUGCGUCGAGAAGAUCGCGAAAAAGCGGUUGAGCAUGGACGAGGCAGCUCUGCGGAAAACAUCUGUUCCAAAAACAGCAUUUCAGCAAAUAUAUUCACGCAUGCCCGUCAUACCAACAAUCAUCGAAACGCUUGCUCCGGACGAAGAUGGUGCAUCUGAAGCCGCGCAAUCAAUUAGCAAUUUCGUCGAACCACACAGACACACUUUCACUGAAGAACUCCUUGACAGCAGCAACAGCAGCAGCAGCAGCAGCAGUUCCACGAGCGGCAGUAGUCCCAUCUCCCCCGGUGCUGACCAGCAAUCUAGUGGACAAUCCGCUGUUAGGGCGCAACACAAAUUUAUCCCGAAGGAGCCUGAUAUUAAUUUCAUACGAAUAGAAGAACCAUCCGGAUCCAGCUCUGCUGUUCAGUGUUAUUCAGAGCAGCACCCAAUUAUUAUAGGCCCAUCAUCCGAGAGCAGCUCGGAUUCUAACGAAAUUGAUCAAGGCUUGAUUAUAAAAAUUGACCCACGAUAUGGAGAAGAACCUAGUGAAUUUUCUCAUACUCCGGCAGGUCGGAAUUUAACAACUGAUGUACCAAGAACUCGACCGACAGCUUCUGAGCCGUUUAAUAUAAGUUUUGCUGGACUGAGAAGGGGCAGGAGAGAACCCGGUGAAGAACAAUCCAGAACAGGGCGGACCGCUCGAAACGACGAAAUUCGUUCUCAAAAACCGAGUAAUUUAUGA
This is a messenger RNA of Gongylonema pulchrum, 855 nucleotides long. The record is from the annotation of a GenBank genome assembly. Lineage: Eukaryota; Metazoa; Nematoda; Chromadorea; Rhabditida; Gongylonematidae.